AUGAAGGUCACAAUCGCUCUUCUUAUCAUCACCCGCUUAGCGGCGGCUAUUCCUUCAAAACCCACUGAGCCCUUCUGGUAUUCCUCCAAAGUGGACGAAACAGAUUCAAGACCAUCGCUACCCGAGGAUGCGAAAACUGUGCUGAGAAGGGCGGGUGGUGACCAGGCCGAUCUGCGUAUCGCCUCCAAAAGAGCCUAUUACGAUAAUAACAAACCGCAUGGAGAGUCCGAAGUAAUCAAUCUGUACAUUUACAAUGCCGGUCCCAAUCGAGCAGUAGCCCCCGAGAUCAGGGCUGGCUACGGAGGCUCCAUGGACCAGGACAAAGCCACAACUACUUUGCGUCAAGUGAACGAGUGGCGUCAACCAUCUGAAGGCAUAAAACAUGGCUCCCUUGCUUGGACCGGUUUGCCCAAUCCAUCCAGUAGGGUUGACGAGCAGGACAUGGUGAUUACCCUUCCAGACGUUCUAGCAGGGGUACUCAUGGAACUCAACAUAUCGUUUCCCAUGACACAUGAAAUAUCCUAUGCCGACCACACAACGAAGGCAUCAGUUUCGUCGUCGACAACCGAUCCACGUAAAGAGAAUAACGAAGCUACAUAUAUCAUUACUCCUAAUCAUCACGAUGAUGGUCAAGAUUAUUGGAGUACCCCCGGUAACCUGGCCAAUCUCGACUUUAACGCGCUCAAAGCCGAGCCACUCUCACAGGCAGAUCUGCGCAUUGCUUCCGCCAGAGAACGCUACAAUAAUGAUUUGCCGUACGGACAGAACGAGGUCUUGACAUUUCUCGUCUUUAACGAUGGACCAACUAUUGCCACUAAGCCUGUUUUAACCGCGGGCUACGCCUCGUCAAUGGACAAGGACAAAAUGUCGUCUAGCACUGAACAGGUUUGGGUACCUGAUGGAGUCGAUCCUACGUGGGAUCUUGAACACCACGUCUGGCAGCCUCUUGACGGCGCCAAUUGCCACAUUGACGAAAGCAAUGUUGUUUGUGAUCUUCCAGAUAUUCCACCCACAGUGUUGUAUCGAGUCAACAUCACUUUCCCAAUGAGCCAUGAAACUACAUACAAGGACCAUACCGCCACUGCCAAGAUCUCGUCUCAAGCCACGGAUCCGAAUCCAGAUAACGAUUCUACGAGUUAUGUCAUCACACCAAAUCACGACGACGGUGGUGAUGAAUACUGGCGGGCUCCUGGGAACAUUGCGCAGUUGAAUGGUCCUUCUAAGCCGGUUGGAGGUCGAGCAUGCAUGACAGGCUGGCUUCUCGAUACCCCAAUCAUCAUGUCAAACAGUAAUGGCCGUGCGCAACUUCCUCUAGAAGAGCUAGAGGAAUGGAUUAAUUCAAAGGUGGGCCAGGUCAUGAGUUACGACAUUGGUGAGAAACAAUUGAAGCCAAAAACUGCCACCGGCGUCGAAUAUGGGACUUCUAAUGAAGUCACCGUCGUUUCCUUCUCCUCGGAUGGCGAGACUCAACUAUCCUGGAGUGCCCACCCAGACACGCUGGUGUACCUGAAUCCUACGACGAUCGAGGUUGGCCAAGACAAGGUGCGCCUUGGCUACUGGAUUCCGGUGCGAAUGCUUUGGGUUGGCGCAACCGUGCGAGGGAUGAAUCCCGACGGUGGCAUAACAUUGUCCCAGGUGACGAAUAUACGGCAAGAAAAGGGUUCAGAGUUCAGAAGCGCCCAGCCUCACAUGGUGAGCCAAAGCCAUAGCUACGUCAUUGGAACAAUGGGCGCAGGAGGCAUACUCACCCACAAUCCAAACGACAACCGGCUCUGCGGCGAUGCCAAUGGCCCAGCCAGGCUGGCACUCCUUGCCGUUAUUGCAAACUUCCUGAUAGCAACACCACCUCUUCCCAAUGUUCCACAACAAGGAUACCACCUCCGUCACCGACGGCCUACCGACCCCCCUACUCCACGGCCUGCACACGGGCCGCCUGUCCUGCCUGCGGAUGUACCCCGGCGUGACGAGCAUGGAAACUGGCUCGUCUACUUGUACGAGGAAGACACGCCGGCUGCCGUGGAGAAUGCUCGCUACGCGGUCAACGAGGCCGGGCAUCCUUGGCAACUCACCUAUGAUCCGGCGGGUGCGGCUGCUCGACGAAGACAGUCUACCGGUGCACAUCCGUCGCAGAGGGAACUUCUCCAACUGACGACCGCGGAGCUCACGGGCGGUGCUGGAACCGGACAGCUGGACCGCGAUGAGUAUCCGCCUGCCAUUGCGCGGGAAGGCGGAACAGGCGCCGUCGUCACCUACAUCGAAGCUGGGGAUAAUCGCAGAGCCGGCAGCCUGAUGGGACAGCAGUUUGCAAACUACAGGACGAACCCGCAGCCCGACGGUCAUGCACCGUUUGGCCCUGGUGAUACAUUCCGAUAUGCUAUUAUUCACGAGAACUUGAGAACUAUUGAAUAUCUUGGAGAUGGCAUCGUGGAUGAGACGCAGAUUGAUGCACCACCCACCCCUUGA
Messenger RNA from Metarhizium robertsii ARSEF 23, 2463 nucleotides. RefSeq lists its product as uncharacterized. Bases 1 to 2463 code for a protein of 820 amino acids. The transcript has a single exon. NCBI's taxonomy places the organism in Eukaryota, Fungi, Ascomycota, Sordariomycetes, Hypocreales, Clavicipitaceae. The record is from RefSeq and is a predicted model, not a curated record.